This is a messenger RNA of Oncorhynchus mykiss (rainbow trout), 5798 nucleotides long. NCBI's taxonomy places the organism in Eukaryota, Metazoa, Chordata, Actinopteri, Salmoniformes, Salmonidae. The record is from RefSeq and is a predicted model, not a curated record.
CCCAACGCUCAGCACAAGCUGGCUUCUUGCUCUUCGAGAGUGUUUCCCAUUUAAACAAACACAGUGCUGAAGAUGGCGGAGAGUUAAUAGGGAAAGGAAGAAGCUAUUGGUGCGCUCACAGAGAUAUAUCUAUUUGGGUAUAAUACCAGUAGACCAGUCCAGGACCAUUAUCUGCAGGAGAGAAAUUGUCUCGUCCACUCUAGGCUCCGUCACAAGGUCGCUCUGCGUUGACGGGCUCUCAUUUUCACUCAGAAAAUAAGAGGGACCCAAUUGAACUCUAAAAAGGAUGUGAAGUUCAAUGAGGUUGGAUUUCAUAAUUUAUACUCUGCUGAAGAGGUGCUGAUAUGUGUACACGAUGAGCGGACUGGGGGACAACUCCAUGGAGCCUCUGAGCUCGGAAAACCGAAAACGCAAGCUCUCCACCUGCGACACGCCCGGUCUGGGGUGUGAGCGGAGACGGCGGGAGCAGGAGACUAAAUACAUCGAGGAGCUGGCCGAAUUGAUCUCUGCCAACCUCGGUGACAUCGACAGCUUCAACGUCAAGCCAGACAAGUGUGCCAUCCUCAAGGAGACGGUGCGCCAGAUCAGACAGAUAAAAGAGCAGGGCAAAGCGUCCUCCAAUGAUGACGAUGUACAGAAGUCGGACGUGUCCUCCACGGGACAGGGGGUCAUAGACAAAGACCACCUCGGGCCGCUUCUGCUUCAGGCCCUGGAUGGUUUUCUGUUUGUGGUGAACCGGGAGGGCAGCAUAGUGUUUGUGUCUGACAACGUGACCCAGUACCUGCAGUACAAACAGGAGGAGCUCAUCAACACUUCCGUCUACAACAUCCUCCAUGAGGACGACAGGGAGGAGUUCCACAAGAACCUGCCCAAGACCAAUGUUAAUGGGGUGUCCUGGGGUGGGGAGGCGCCACGUCAGAAGAGCCACACCUUCACCUGUCGCAUGCUGGUCAAGUUUGGCCACACCCACGGACCUGUGGAGGAGGGACCAGGAGGGCCGCGCUACGAGACCAUGCAAUGCUUUGCCUUGACCCAGCCCAAGGCCAUGAUCGAAGAGGGGGAAGACCUGCAGUCGUGUAUGAUCUGUGUGGCCCGUCGUGUGACUGCUGUAGAGAGAACAGAGAGCUUCAACACCCGGCACGAGCUCUCAGGUAAGCUGAUCCAGAUAGACCAGAACUCGCUGCGUGCGUCAAUGCGUCCUGGCUGGGAGGAUCUGCUGAGGCGCUGUAUCCAAAUGUUCCUACAGCACAGUGACGGACAACCCUGGUCCCACAAACGCCAUUAUCACGAGGCUUUCCUACAGGGUCACGCUGAGACCCCCCUGUACCGUUUUUCUCUCUCGGACGGCACCCCUGUCACGGCCCAGACCAAGAGUAAGCUGUAUCGCCACCCCAUGAGCAACGAGGCCCAGGGCUUCAUAUCCACCCACCUGCUACAGAGGGAGCAGCAUGGCUAUCGCUCUGCCCAGGGCGGGGGCAUGAUGCCAGGGCCUAUGAGGCAGCAGGGCAUGGGGGGCCCCAACCCCAACGCCCAGAUGAACAUGCCCCCUGGUGGAGGUAUGGGGGGUAUGAACCGGGGCUACGGGCCCAUGAACGAACAGAGCCACAUGGGACAGAUGGGAGGUGGUUCAAUGUACGGAGGGAAUGGAGGUGGUGGUGGCAGCAGGGGAGGCAUGGGCAACAGAAUGAUGCAGAUGAAUCAGAUGAAUCAGUUGAACCAGAUGGGCCAGAUGAACCAAAUGAAUCAGAUGGGUCAUCAGAUGAACCACACAGGUCCAGGGAACCACCCUGGCAUGCAGCAACAUCAGCACCCCCAGCAGCAACAUCAGCAGCCCCCCUUCCAGAGCAGUGGGGGGUACGGACUGGGGGGUAUGAACAGCCCCUUGGGGAGUCCCCGGAUGAUUGGCCCCCAGCAGGGGCUCCUGAUGUCCCCCCGAAACCGAGGCAGCCCCAAGAUGGGUGCCAGUCAGUACUCACCUGGAGACAUGCACUCCCCCAUGGGCCCUCAUGGAGGAGGAGGUAGCACCUCUUUCUCCAGCAGCUCCCUCAACGCCCUGCAGGCCAUCAGCGAGGGGGUCGGGAGCUCCCUCCCCUCCACCCUCACCUCUCCCUCCCCGGCCAACAAACCAGACAGCUCCCCCAGCGUCCACUCCUCCUCUCAGUCCACCCAGCCCAGUCACCCUGCCAAAUCCGGCCCGGAUGACUCCAAAAGCCCAACAGGAGGCCUGGGUCCUGCGCCCAGCGUGCACCCCCUCCACCAACACCAUCACCACCACCCACACCACCAGUCCGAGAGCUCUGGAGACAGGUUGGACAGCCAGGCCCCGGCAGACAGCAAGGAGCCCAGAGAGGGGGCCAUCGAGGCUGGGGUGAGCUCAGAACCCACCCGGAGAGUCCCAGACGGUAAGGGCCAUAAGAAGCUGCUGCAGCUGCUGACCUCCCCCACUGAGGAGCUGGGGUUAGGGGGAACUGGCUCCGCCUUGCCCUCUAUACCUCCCCCACCAGGCAGCAGCAACACCCCAGCAGGGUCCGACACUAAGGACCCCACAGGAAGCAUUUCCAGCCCUUCCUCUACUGGAGUAUCCUCCUCUUCCUCAGCCUCCACCAAUCAGGGCCAGGCGUCGGGCACAGCUCUGGCCAAUGCUCUGGCCUCUGCCCACUACACGGCGUCGCUGCAGGAGAAGCACAAGAUCCUCCACAAGCUGCUGCAGAACAGCAACACACCCGAUGAGGUGGCCAAGAUCACAGCCGAGGCCACUGGCAAGGUGACCCUGGGUGGCCAGGAAGUCCCAGGGGAGGUGGGGGCUGUAGGAGCAGGAGGAGUGACAGAGCCUAAGCAAGAGCAGCACAGCCCCAAGAAGGAGAAGACCCACGCGCUCCUCCACUACCUCCUCAACAAGGAUGAUACUAAAGAGCCAGUGGAUGUGAAACCCAAGCCUGAGGAGCUGGAAGGAAAGGGGCCCCCAGGAGCCACUGCCGGCCCCCCACCCAGAGGCCCUGGCGCUGGACCCGGCCCAACAGCUGAACACCCAGAGAGCAAGAUCAAGUCAGAGCCGCCUGAUGAGUUGGACAACCUGGAGUCCAUCCUGGGAGGUUUGAGGGGUUCUGGCUCUGAGUUCUACCCCGAGCAGGGAGUAGGAGGAGGGAACAAGGCCCAGGGUUGCCUCGACGAGAACCUGCAAGGGAGUUCGGGGAUGGCCCCUGGCCCACGAGGGCCCUUCCAGAGGGCCAUGUCAGCAGACACCAAGCCUGGAGUGGUGGGGAGGCGCCCCAUGCUCAUCAAACAAGAGAACAUGAUGGGCAGCCCAGAAGGAUACCCAGGGAACAUGGGUGUUUGUCCACGAGGCGUUGGAACAAGGCCGAUGAACAGGGGCAUGGGGGUUUCCCAGCGCUCUCCCAUGGGGGGGUCAGGGGAUUGGGGGAUGCCCCGCUCCUGCGCCAGCCCCGUGGGCUCAGCCGGUCACCCCUCCAUGAGCCGUCCUGGCAUGGACUACAACUCCAAAGGCAUGAUGGGAGGGCCCAUGGUGGGAAGGUCCAACAGUGUUCCUGGCACCAGAUCCAUGCUGCAGCAACAGCUAAUGGACAUGGGAGGUUCUGGUGAGAUGGGGAUGAGUCCGUUCGGUCAGCAGGUCCAGCCCAACCAGUCUCCGUCCUGGUCUGACAGUGUGAUGGGUAUGGAGGGAAACCACAGCAGGCGUCAAUUUGGAAACGCCCUGGAUGAGCUCCUGGCUCCGCCCACCACCAGCGAGGGCCAGAGUGAUGAGCGAGCGCUGCUGGACCAGCUGGACUCUCUGCUCAACAACACGGACGGCAUCGCACUGGAGGAGAUCGACCGGGCCCUGGGCAUCCCCGACUUGGUCAGCCAGGGCCAGGGGCCAGAGCAGCAUGGUGAGCCCUUCCCCGGCCAGGAUCCUUCCAUAGUGCUGGAGCAGAAGCCUCUGUACGGCCAGGGCUACCCCGGACCCCCCUCAAUGGCCAUGCAGUCAGCCUACGGGGGGAGCCCUAUGCAGGGCCAGCCCCAACAGGGUGGCUUCGGCCCCAUGCUCUCCCAGAUGGGCCCAGGGGGCAGCUUCCCAGGGAUGGGAGGCAUGGGGGGUAUGGGUCACCCCCGUGCUAACAUGAUGAGACCCAGGAUGAUGAGCGCCACCAAACCCAUGAGGCUCCAGCUGGCGCAGAGACUACAGGGCCAACAGUUUAUGAGUCAGACUCGGCAGGGGAUGGCCAUGAAGAUGGAGAACCCUGGAGCAGGCAACCCUGGCUUGAGGCCGGGUAUGCAGCCUAGCAUGGGAGGACAGCCUGGCUUCCUGAAUGCCCAGAUGAUGGCCCAGCGUAGCAGGGAGAUGGUGACCAUGCAGAUGAGGAGACAGAGGAUGAUGAUGCUAAUGCAACAGCAACAGCAGCAGGCAGCAGCAGUGGCCGCCGCAGGGGGGUUCAGCCCCCCUCCCAACGUCACCGCCCCCGCCGGCAUGGACACCCCUAUGGGAGGCCCCAACCUGGGCCCCCAGCAGUUUGGCUACGGGGGAAACUACGGUAUGGCCCAGCAGGGUGACCCGUCGUUUGGCCCUGCGGGCAGCAGUCCCCCCAGCACCAUGAUGUCAGGCCGCCUGGGUCCUCAGAAUCCCAUGAUGCAACAGCAUCCCCAGGGCGGACCCAUGUACCAGAGCAAUGACAUGAAGGGCUGGUCGCAGGGAGGCAUGGCCCGUAACAGCUCGUACCCCCAGCAGCAGUUUUCCCAACAGGGCAACCCGGGGCAGCAGCAGUUUGUCCAAACGGGCAACCCAGGACAGUACGGGGGCAUGAUGAUGAAUGGGGGCAUGCCUUCCAAUGGAGGGGGGGGCCAUAUGGGGCAGAUGGGGAUGAACCCCAUGGUGAUGGGACGUAUGCCGAUGGGGCCUGAUCAGAAAUAUUGCUGAACCUGAGACAGACGAGUGUGGUGGAACAGAACAGACUCACUGUGAUCCUUUCAGAGAGAUGAGUGCAGUGAUGUGUGUGUGUGUGUGUGUGUGUGUGUGUGUGUGUGUGUGUGUGUGUGUGUGUGUGUGUGUGUGUGUAGUACUCUACUCCCACCAGUUGGGGGUGCUGCUCUCUGGACUCGAGGCAAGUGUUGGCAGUCUCACAGCUGGAGGAAAAUAGACAGAGGACACACUAUUCUACUCUCACUUCUUGUACAUGAGACAUGCUAUGACACACACCAACACACACACCCCAAAACAUCCAUGUAUCUAAAGACACACUGUGACACACAAACACACACACACAUACACAAACUGACGGAUCGAAAUUAGAAGACAUCCUCUCUCUCGUGAGAUGUGACUACCAUCAUGCCAAGUUCACCCCUGGCCGUGGGAAUUCUCUCUCUGCUUUGGAACGCUAUGAGAGAAGACAGUGUUUCCUAGUUCUGGUCCUGGAGGACCACCGUGUAUGCAGACAAUGGCAUCCAGUCUCUGAAUCCACACUUAAUGAAUUAUAUAUAUAGUCCAUUGUUGGAGAAGGUGGGAGUUGAUUGUAAUCACUGAUACAUGGUCAGCUAUUUUCACAUCCUCCUAAUGAUUAAGAUUAGGGAACCCUGAUCCUAGAUCUGUGGUUAGGGGCAACUUCUACCUCUAUAAGCUAUAUUACUAUACUGAUGAGCAGUCAUGUAGUCAAUAGCAUAUAGUCAAUUCAGAAGUACAACACCAGUCAAAAGUUUGGACACACCUACUCAUUCCAGGGUUUUUCUUUAUUUAACACUAUUUUCUGCAUUGUAGAACAAUAGUGAAGACAUCAAAACUAUGAAAUAACACAUAUUGAAUCAUGGAG